Molecule: messenger RNA, 1900 nt
Organism: Teleopsis dalmanni
Lineage: Eukaryota; Metazoa; Arthropoda; Insecta; Diptera; Diopsidae
Product: alanine--glyoxylate aminotransferase 2, mitochondrial-like
Exons: 5
Coding region: 174-1703 (509 amino acids)
Biological process (GO): glyoxylate catabolic process
Cellular component (GO): mitochondrion
Molecular function (GO): L-alanine:glyoxylate transaminase activity; pyridoxal phosphate binding
Source: RefSeq, a predicted model, not a curated record
AGUUGCGUAGUUGUCGUCAGUUGAAGUGGUUGUUAGUUCGGAUUGGGUCGACUGGGACGGGACGUUCACAUCUUUCAGAAUUAAUUAAAUUCUAUUUAUGUUAAGUGAAUAAAUUUACAUCAAUAUAAAGAAGAAAUAUAAAAUAUUUUGAACUUAAUUUAAAAAAUUCUAAAAUGGCGUUUAAAAAUCUAUAUGCCUACAGUGCACGUUUCUCACAUCAUGGCAAGUCAAAAAGGUUCAGCUCGACGCUACACUCCAAGGUUUCCCCUGCUGUUAUGCCGGUUGUGCAAAAUGAGAUGCCCCAUUGUGAUUUCAAACCACCACAAUACACAGGACCGAGCUAUGAAAAUAUCAAGGAUCUACGAAAAAAUAAUCUAACACCUAACUUAGCUGCCUACUACAAGAAACCUUUGCUUAUACACUCUGGUCACAUGCAAUGGUUGUUCGAUCACGAAGGACGUCGUUACUUGGAUAUGUUCGGGGGCAUUGUUACGGUGUCAGUUGGUCAUUGUCAUCCUAAAGUCAACAAAGCGCUAGAAGAACAAAUAAACACGCUCUGGCACACUACCAAUAUUUAUAUGCAUCCUAAGAUACAUGAAUACGCAAAGCGUUUGACUGAUAAACUUCCCGGUGAUUUGAAAUGUGCUUGUUUUGUGAAUUCCGGCUCUGAAGCUAAUGACCUAGCUAUGCUUAUAGCACGCAUGCACACUGGAAAUAAUGAUAUCAUCACAUUACGUAAUUCCUAUCAUGGUAUGUCACCGUAUACGAUGGGUUUGACUGCCCACUCCACUUGGCGCUUUCCAUUAGCUGGUGUUAAUAGUGGAAUCUUGCAUGUCAUGCAGCCCGAUCCGUAUUUAGGCAUAUGGGGUGGAUCAGCUUGCCGCGAUUCCCCCGUACAAACUGAUCGUAGCUGCGCUUGUAAUAAAGAAACUGGAUGUGUCGCCACAGAUCACUAUUACAAUGAAUUGGAAGAGACAUUCAAGUAUUCAUUGCCACGUGGUAAAGUAGCUGCUAUGUUUGCGGAAUCAAUUCAAGGUGUUGGUGGCACAGUGCAAUUCCCGAAGGGUUACAUUAAAAAAGCUGCAGAACUGAUACGUGCUAAUGGCGGUUUAUUUGUAUCAGAUGAAGUUCAAACUGGAUUUGGACGUACUGGUGAGCAUUUCUGGGGCUUUGAAGGACAUGGAAUUAUACCAGAUAUUGUAACUAUGGCAAAAGGAAUUGGAAAUGGCUUCCCCAUGGCUGCUGUUGUUACCACACCGAAAAUUGCGGAAUCACUGAGCAAAGCUUUGCAUUUCAAUACUUACGGUGGCAACCCAAUGGCUAGUGCUGUUGGCAUCGCAGUUUUGGAUGUUAUUAAAGAUGAAGGUCUACAACAAAAUUCCCUCGAUGUUGGCACAUACUUCUUGAAAAGUCUGGCCCAACUUAAAGACCAAUACGAAAUUAUUGGUGAUGUGCGCGGAAAGGGUUUAAUGAUUGGUGUUGAAUUGGUUGCAGAUCGUAAGACUAAAACUCCGCUCAGUGCACCACAUGUUAUGGAGAUAUGGGAAACUUGCAAGGAUAUGGGUGUACUAUAUGGAAAAGGCGGUUUGCAUGGCAAUGUGUUACGUAUUAAGCCCCCCAUGUGCAUUAAUAAAUCAGAUGUAAAGUUUGGAAUAGACGUACUCUCGAGCGCUAUCUCGGAAUUUUUAAACAAGAAGCGAUAAACAAGAGCAUGAUAUGCAUGUUUGCAUGAAUAGAUUGAUUCCUGUUGGAUGUAAAGGCUUGAGACAUUUAUUUCAAAAUUAUACUAUCUAAAGAAUUUCUUAUCAAAUUUAAUUUAUUGACUGUGAAGUAUUUUUGCUUUUACGAAACUGUGUACAAAAUCAGUUGCAUUUAUUUUUUUAGUGAUUAUUAACAUUUA